Molecule: messenger RNA, 2443 nt
Organism: Pyrgilauda ruficollis (rufous-necked snowfinch)
Lineage: Eukaryota; Metazoa; Chordata; Aves; Passeriformes; Passeridae
Product: exocyst complex component 4
Exons: 9
Coding region: 1-1419 (472 amino acids)
Biological process (GO): exocytosis; chemical synaptic transmission; Golgi to plasma membrane transport
Cellular component (GO): growth cone membrane; exocyst; synapse
Source: RefSeq, a predicted model, not a curated record
AUGACGAGGUUCAUCCAGGAGAUCGAGCUGGCCAUGGAGCUGGGCCCGGCCAAGCAGUGCCCUCUGAGGGAGUUCCUCACCAUGUACAUCAAGAACAUCUUCCUCAGCCAGGUCCUGGCCGAGAUCAACAAGGAGAUCGAAGGCGUCACCAAGGCCUCGGAUCCCCUCAAAAUCCUGGCCAACGCCGACACCAUGAAGAUCCUGGGAGUGCAGAGGCCUCUGCUGCAGAGCACGGUGAUCGUGGAGAAGACAGUGCAGGACCUGAUGGAGCUCAUGCACGACCUGAGCGCCUACUCGGACCAGUUCCUCAACAUGGUGUGUGUGAAGCUGCAGGAGUACAAGGACACCUGCAGCCUGGCCUACAGGAGCAUCGUGCAGUCGGACGAGAAGCUGGUGAUCAGCGCCUCCUGGGCCAAGGACGACGACAUCAGCAGGCUCCUGAAAUCCCUGCCCAACUGGAGCAACAUGGCUCAGCCCAAGCAGCUGAGGCCCAAGAGAGAGGAGGAGGAGGAUUUCAUAAGGGCUGCUUUUGGCAAAGAAUCCGAAGUCCUGAUCGGGAAUUUGGGAGACAAACUGAUCCCUCAGCAGGAGAUCCUGCGGGACGUCAGCGACCUCAAAGCCUUGGCCAACCUGCACGAGAGCCUGGAGUGGCUGGCAGGACGCACCAAGGCAGCUUUCUCCAGCCUCUCAGCAGCCCAGACCACGUCCCCAGGCCAGGACAGCCAUGCCAGCCUGGAGCAGCUCCCUGCAUCCGAGCAGAUCCUGCAGAGCCUGAGUGAGCUGGCCAGGUCCUUCCAGGAGAUGGCUGAUCGCUGCCUGCUGGUGCUGCACCUGGAAGUCAGGGUUCACUGUUUCCACUACCUGAUCCCUCUGGCCAAACAAGGGAAUUACGCCAUCGUGGCCAACGUGGAGAGCAUGGACUACGACCCGCUGGUGGUGCGGCUCAACAAGGACAUCAGCGCCAUCGAGGAGGCCAUGAGCGCCAGCCUGCAGCAGCACAAGUUCCAGUACAUCUUUGAAGGCUUGGGCCACCUCAUCUCCUGCAUCCUCAUCAACGGCGCCCACUACUUCAGGCGCAUCAGCGAGUCCGGCAUCAAGAAGAUGUGCAGGAACAUCUUCAUCCUGCAGCAGAACCUCACCAACAUCACCAUGUCCCGGGAGGCCGACCUGGACUUCGCCAGGCAGUAUUACGAGAUGCUCUACAACACAGCAGACGAGCUGCUGAACCUGGUGGUGGACCAGGGCGUGAAGUACACGGAGCUGGAGUACAUCUACGCCCUGAACCUGCUGCACCGCAGCCAGACGGGCGUGGGGGACCAAACCACGCAGAACAUGAGGCUGCAGCGCCUCAAGGAGAUCAUCUGCGAGCAGGCUGCCAUCAAACAGGCCACCAAGGACAAGAAAAUCACCACCGUGUGACCCCCUCUGCCACCCCCCUCACCCGCGGCCGGCGGGUGGCACCUCCCAAGUUUUUUUUUUUGUUUUGUUCUGUUUUAAUCUAAGAAAAAGUGGGAAUCUUCUGGGCUUUGUGGUGAGGAGGGGAAUGCCAUUUGAGAUUUGGGGUUGGGGUGGUUUUGGUGUGUAUCCACGUAACGCUUCUUCGAUGUUCUCCCAAAAGUGAUUCCACAGCAGGAACCCCAGUGGGGUUUGGGGUGGGAUGUUUGGAUUUGCUCUGUUGCUGCUGCUUUGCUUUGGGAUGUAAAGGGAGCUGUGGGGUGGGAAAAGGGAAAAUUGGGUCUUGGAAGUUCAGACCACACUAAAUAAUCAGCACCCUGCCAGUCAAUCCCAGACCUGGUGAUCACAUGUGGGACCUUGAUGGUUUGGAGAUAUUUUCGGAGCCUGCUCAGCUCUGCUAGAGCUCUCUCCAGGUUGUACCCACGUGAAGUUUCCUGCUGUUUCCACUGCUAAAAGAUGGAAUUGUUUAUUCCUUCAGGUGGUGAUCAGCCAGUUCUGCACGUGGGAGGUAACACGGGACCAUUUGUUUCCACUUCUCCUCUUUCAUUAUCCCGGAGCCAUCUGGUGCUCCUGCAGCGCCGGGUGGAUGCAGGAGAAAAUUGCCAAUAUAAAAUAACAAAAAAGCUUCCUUCUCUUGUCCUGAAUGUUAUCUUUGAGUUCCCCCCAGCUCCAGAGAUAUUUUGUGGCUGUCACUUGAUGCACUGGAAGGACGGGCAGGGUUGUGUAGCUCAGCACCAAUGAUCAGCAAGGGCAGGAGGGCACCAAAUCCAGGGUCUGAGGCACACCCAGGGCACCAAUUCUGCCCUGCCUUGACCCUCUAAAUUCACCUGGCAAAAGGUUCCUUAUUCCUCCAAAAUCAGAAUCCACUGCACUUGUAUUUGCCAAGAAAAUUGGGGAUCCAGCUGGGUUUCCUGUGCUGAGAAAGGUUCUCUCUGAGCUGUAGGUGCUUUGUGUGUCAACCUUGAAAUUGCAGAAUUAAAGGAUGUUU